AUGCCUGUUUACCACAUUGUGUUGUUUAAACUGAAACCCGGAGUAACGGAAGACCAGCUGUCAACGUGGACAAAGGAUGCCAAAGCCCUAGUCGGCCAGAUUCCAGGCUUGUCGAAGCUGGAAAUCAACAAACCUCUGCCCUCGACGGCCCAUAGAGGUCAGGGCUACGACAUGGCGUUGGUCUCAAUACUCGAAAAAGCGGACGAUGUCAAAGUAUAUGCUCAACAUCCAGCACAUCUUGAGUAG
This is a messenger RNA of Exophiala bonariae, 246 nucleotides long. RefSeq lists its product as uncharacterized. Lineage: Eukaryota; Fungi; Ascomycota; Eurotiomycetes; Chaetothyriales; Herpotrichiellaceae. The transcript is spliced from 2 exons. The coding region runs from base 1 to 246 and encodes 81 amino acids. The record is from RefSeq and is a predicted model, not a curated record.